UCGGGGCGAGCAGGGGAAGCCGGCGGCGGCGGCGGCGGAACGGGCGGAGGCUACCGGUUUCGUAACCGUCGCUCCUCCUCGCUGGGUCGCGCGGGCUGCGAGGCCUGGGCUCGGGCCGCGCCGCGCGGGGCCGCUCGGAGUGCAGGCCGCCUGGGGGCGGGCGGGCUGGAGGCGCAGGUACGGGCGAAGAUACCUUGGCGGUUUAGCGUGGAGACCUCGAUCGCCGUGCCCUUGUCGCUUCUGUCUGCUCUGUGUUGGCGAGGGAGAGCGCCCAGAUGAGCAAGAUAGUGCAGCCGCACAGUGCCCCGGGAGUGAAUGGAAUAAGUGUCAUCCAUGCGCAGGCGCAGGCCAGCGGCUUGCAGCAGGUUCCUCAGCUGGUGCCCGCCGGCCCUGGCGGAGGCGGCAAAGCCGUGCCCCCCAGCAAGCAGAGCAAAAAGAGCUCCCCGAUGGAUCGGAACAGUGACGAGUACCGGCAGCGCCGAGAAAGGAACAACAUGGCGGUCAAAAAGAGCCGCUUGAAAAGCAAGCAGAAGGCUCAGGAUACCCUGCAGAGAGUGAACCAGCUCAAGGAAGAGAACGAACGGUUGGAGGCCAAGAUUAAGUUGCUGACUAAGGAGUUAAGCGUACUGAAGGACCUGUUUCUGGAGCAUGCACACAACCUCGCAGACAACGUGCAGCCCAGUAGCACUGAAAAUGCAACCACGACUUCUGAGAACACAGGACCGUAGGCCUCACCCCUCCCCGCUCCCCCUCCUAGGUCUUGAACGUUUGGGGGUGUGAAUGCGCCUCCUCCUCCUCCUCGGUGCCCUUGUGCUCUGUGAGGCAAAGGCCCCCCCGGAGGGGCUAGAAUAGCAUCAGCACUGAAGAGUUGGCGAGCUCACACAUCAGCCUUGUCAUUGGAUGCCCACUUUUAAAGGACAGUCAUUUUUGUGGGGUUUAAAAAAAUAUGCUCUAAGGUAUAUGGUAAAAACAAAUUGACUCUGGAUCUCAAUGUUCUUAAUAAAUCUUUAUUUCCCAAGAAAUGUUUCUUUUUUAGGUUGGCAAAAGAACCCGGGGAACUGACAGGUCUUAAAGAAGGUUUUCGGUUUUAAUGGGUCUGGUUAAUUUUAUUAAUGGCAGCGGAAUGCCAUUUAUAUUAAUCUCUGUGAUUUUAUUCUAAAUUAUGUGUUAAUUCUUAGGGCUCUCAAAACCAAUCACUUUGUAAUUUUGGAGAAUUUUGUGCAUAGUAUAAACUGUGUUUUAGCAGAUCUGUCCACGUUGGUGAACCGUGCUGAUUGGAUUAAGAACUUGCUUUGCAUUCUAAAGGCAGCAUGCAGUCAAUUAGCUUAAAGCACAUUUUUAAAAAUUGUUGAGGAAACAAAUUUACUUGUAAACAGAAAAGAAGUGCAUAUUAGAAUUAUGCUUUUGAGCUAUUGGAUUGGCAUUCCCCCCCCCCCAGCACUAAAAUAAUUUGGAAGUUCAGAAAAAUUUGGACACCCAAGUUUUAGUUCCUGUAAUAGUAAAAUAAGCAUUUUGGGAUACUAUUUUGACUGCCAAGUUAGUAGAUAAAAAUCCUAACACAGUUUGAAUACAAGCUACUGAUGAGGUUUCUCCUAUAAGUUUCUCCUAUAUACAAGUACCUGAAAUGGGUUCAUUUUUGUGAAAGGCAAAAUUUUCACAUGGAUUCAUUUUAGUAUUUGAUCUUAACCAAUUAAUGAUUAGAAAAAUGUAUCAAUUCCAUGACAUCUACCAAAAUUACUGUUUAAAAGAACUUGAAAGUGUGAGGUUUUAACCUUUAAUUUAUUUUCCUUAAGACAUCUUUUUAUAUUGUUUUUGUGGCAUUUAUUUUUCUCGUUAGUGGGGUUUUCUUCCAGAUGUUUGUGCUAUUCUAUUUAGUCAUUGUUCACUUAUUUUUCCAAUCAUAAAUUAUUUUAGAAAAAAUACUCAGGAUAUCUUGUUGAUACUUUUGUUGAAAGUAAAAAAAAAAGAAACACGGCAAUCACCAAGUUGGAAUUUUUAGAAGAUGGCUUUUUUUUUUAAAUCAAUUUUGAUUGUCUUUGUUGGCUUUAUUUUUUUUUUUAAGAAACAAUUUAUAGCUCAAAUUUUAGACUUUCGUGUGGUUUCUUUGUUGUGCCUGGGCUGUUCUGGGAAAACCAAGUUGCAUCGAAAACUGUGUGUGAACCAGGUAUCUUCUGAGUGAAGUUGGUCAUGUCUGACCAAAUUGCUGUUUCAGACUAGGACCCGGGACAGGGUAACCAGGGCAUAACUUGGGCUGAACUGAGGGUUUGGUGUAAGCAUGCUGUGUGCUCUACCCAGCGGCAGGAACACCCCAGCAUCUCAGCUCAGAAAGGCCAACAUGCGCCCCUCUGCGAGUGACAGCCCAGCGGGGUGCCCUCCACGAGAUAGUAAUAGGACUCGCUCCGAGGGUGCACACCAGUCCACUCGGGAGUCCUGAUCUACUCAUAAAGGUUGAUGUUUUUAAUAAUGGGGAUAUUCGUCAAAACUCCUACUGAAUCCUUAAUGACUGAUCGAUGUCUGAUCUGACUGGAGUUGCAGUUGUGUCACCCGAAUCUUGAAGCACCUCUAGUUGAUGUUACGGACAUUUCAGUCCUCUAUUUACUUAAAGAAAAAUGUCAAAGUGAUGUUCCCGUGGAAUUUAUGGUUCAAAUUAGGCAGAUUGACUUCUUGACUUUCUUGAAAAAGAAGCGUUAGGGCAAUCAGUGGCAAACAUCGUCUUUUCAGAUCAAGGUUCAAAUCAGAACAUAAGAUUGGAGUUUUCAGGGGAAAAACGUUGAUACGGACUCUCCUGUUACCUGUGCAAAUCAUAGGUCUUAGCACAGGGAGCCAUGCCUCGGACAAAAAAUGACACGUGAGCCACAAUCUUGAUCUCACUGAAAUGUUUGGGGAAUGGAAGGUUUUAGUUUAAUACAUUCAUCACUGUGAACUGGAGGGAGACCAGAUGUAGGGGGCGGGUAAGUGCGGCGCUUUGGGAAUCGUGGGCUUUUGUAAGUUUUGUUCUGUAUGUUGCGUAGGAAUCUUGGGAGUGGCUGUCGUCCCAGGUCCCAAAGUUAGGAUUAGGCUUUUAGGGGGCGCUGCCAUGUCGCUGUGCCUGCAUGUAACCCUGGGAGCAGUUAGCUGAUGCCCUGACUGACUGCCUGAGCUCUGAGACUCAGGUGAUUUGACUUAAGCUUUCCUUAGAUGUCACUGGGUUUUUUGAAAUUUAUGUCAUAAAUGUGAAACUUUCAAAUUUACACGAAAAGGUAGAAGUGUGUGCAAUUUGAUCUUUGAUCAAAAGGUGAUGGAGCAGCUAUCCAAGUUAACGGUCCCACAGCCAACCCACUUAGCACCUUUGGUUGCCUUCAAUUAAGAGCUUUUUGAUGCCUUUGAAAUAGGAAAGGUGGUUUUUUUGUUCGUUUGACAAAAGCGAGGAAGGAGAAAGUCCGUUCUACAGCUAUUCUACAGCUAUUCGGUCUGCCUCAGGAAACACAUUCAUUUGUUCUUUUUGUUCCUGGCUUUCUUCAGUUUGUGAGAUUACUCUAUUUUUUUAAAUAUAAUUUUAUUUCUUUUAAUGAAUUUGAAAUAAAAACAAAAACACUUUGGAAUAA
Messenger RNA from Sorex araneus (European shrew), 3584 nucleotides. RefSeq names its product CCAAT enhancer binding protein gamma (gene CEBPG). Lineage: Eukaryota; Metazoa; Chordata; Mammalia; Eulipotyphla; Soricidae. The transcript is spliced from 2 exons. Gene Ontology annotation, molecular function: RNA polymerase II cis-regulatory region sequence-specific DNA binding; DNA-binding transcription factor activity, RNA polymerase II-specific. The record is from RefSeq and is a predicted model, not a curated record. Bases 276 to 728 code for a protein of 150 amino acids. Gene Ontology annotation, biological process: regulation of transcription by RNA polymerase II; DNA-templated transcription.